AUUGUAAUUAUAAUAUCGUGAUGUUUUAAUACCGCAUUAAUGUUACGUGUUGUAAUUAUAGGAAAAAAGUGUUCAUCACACAACGUAAGCAAACAAUCUUUUGAAUUUGAUUGGUGCUCUGCAAUUCUAGCGGGAAACACCUGCAGUUAAACGCGCGAAAGUUGCAAAGCGUACAGGAAAAGCUGGGAUAAGCCGAGUAGUGGUACGUGUGAACCGGUGUAGUCGUGUUGAAAUUUGGAGGCGUCUUGAGACUGCGCUCGUUAUUUCAAUUUUCAUAACUUUUAUAAUUAGAUCAGGAUGUUGUCCACCACAGGAAACAAGGAGAAUAUUGAAAGUUCUGUCCAUGAUCUGAAAAUAAAAGAUGAAACUGAUGGAUUAAAUCCAAGAAUGGGAAAACCACUGAACGAAGCGAAUCUUAAUAAACAACAGGUUAAGUCUCCCAACAACAAACCAGUAAAAACAAAGAAGAAAUCAUUUGAUCCAGAGUUAGAACCUUUGCUGCGGGAAAAUCCACGACGGUUUGUCAUUUUUCCUAUUCAGUAUGAAGAUAUCUGGCGAAUGUACAAAAAAGCCGAAGCAUCAUUUUGGACUGCGGAAGAAGUGGAUUUGUCGAAAGACCUUUCUCAUUGGGAAAAAAUGAAGCCUGAAGAAAGGCAUUUCAUUUCGCAUGUUCUCGCUUUUUUUGCCGCCUCAGAUGGUAUUGUUAAUGAAAAUUUAGUAGAGAGAUUCAGCCAAGAAGUACAAAUAACUGAGGCUAGGUGUUUCUAUGGAUUUCAAAUUGCUAUGGAAAAUGUCCAUUCUGAAAUGUACAGUCUGUUGAUAGAUACUUACAUUUCAAACCCAUCUGAGAGAGAAUUCUUGUUCAAUGCUGUUGAAACCUUACCUUGUGUGAAAAAGAAGGCUGAUUGGGCUCUUAAUUGGAUUAGUAGUAAGCAUGCUACGUUUGGAGAGAGAGUUGUUGCUUUUGCAGCUGUUGAAGGUAUAUUUUUUUCUGGUAGCUUUGCUGCUAUUUUUUGGCUGAAAAAGAGGGGUUUAAUGCCUGGGUUAACAUUUAGCAAUGAAUUAAUUUCACGAGAUGAAGGUCUUCAUUGUGAUUUUGCUUGCCUAAUGUUUAAACAUUUGGUUCAGAAACCUACUGAGGAGGAAGUGAAAUCAAUUAUUAUUAAUGCAGUUGAAAUUGAACAAGAAUUCUUAACUGAUGCCCUUCCAGUUGGAAUGAUAGGCAUGAAUUCAGAGCUGAUGAAGCGAUACAUUGAAUUUGUUGCAGAUAGGUUGCUUGUUGAACUUGGGUUCUCAAAAGUUUACAAUUCUGAAAAUCCUUUUGAUUUCAUGGAGCAUAUUUCUCUAGAGGGUAAAACUAAUUUCUUUGAGAAGAAAGUGGGAGAGUAUCAGAAAUGUGGAGUAAUGGCCAAAAAAGAAGAGAAUACUUUUAAGUUGGAUGUUGAGUUCUGAAAAAUCAAUCUUUUAAGAAUGCAAUUGUCAGAUAAAUGUGAACUUGUUUCAUAGAAACAGUUGUUUUGUUGCAAUGAUGUCCGGUUAAUAGCUGGUAAUGAAAUUGUUUUUAUGAGGUUACUGCUUAGACACUAUUGGUCUUGUUGACUGAGGUUUGUAUAAAUUUUAUCGAUGUGCACUACAGGAUAUUAAAUGCUUAUGAAGUUAAGAGAAUUGUCCUUCCAAGUAUUUUAGAUUUUAUAAUUAAGGUAGAUUUUUGUAAUAUAUGAUUUAAUAUGUAGUUUAAUUUAUUCAUUUUUAAAAUAUUUUAUCUGUAAUAGAACCUUAAUAAAAUAUUUUGUUUAAUUUUGGUUGUUGCUAUAUUCAACUGCAUGGAUCCUCCCCACCUAAUGAGUUUCUGAUCUGCUUCGUUAACGGUCACUCAGUUAAGUUCAGGGAAUUAAGUAAAUUCUAAAUUUAAGUAUCUGAAUUUAACUGGAAUGUCAACUAAAUUAUAUAAUGAAAAAAAUGAGGGGGAUU
Molecule: messenger RNA, 1971 nt
Organism: Gryllus bimaculatus (two-spotted cricket)
Lineage: Eukaryota; Metazoa; Arthropoda; Insecta; Orthoptera; Gryllidae
Source: the annotation of a GenBank genome assembly